This is a messenger RNA of Zychaea mexicana, 912 nucleotides long. RefSeq lists its product as uncharacterized. The transcript has 2 exons. The record is from RefSeq and is a predicted model, not a curated record. Lineage: Eukaryota; Fungi; Mucoromycota; Mucoromycetes; Mucorales; Lichtheimiaceae. The coding region runs from base 93 to 743 and encodes 216 amino acids. Gene Ontology annotation, molecular function: calcium ion binding.
AGAGACCAUUGAUUUUUGUUGCGCUCGUGAAAUCUGACUAAAAGUUUCUUUAUCUCCACUCCACUCCUCUUUCUCAUCCUUCUUUCUAUCGAAUGACUAUAUUUUCGUCGUCGUCACUAAAUGACAAGCGCUCAAGUCUAGGGAUGCAGCUUAUGAGCGACCAGAAGCGACGAGAUUUACGCGAUUUGUUCAACUCAUUUGAUAUCGACAAGGACGGCAAGAUAUCUCAUGCGGAGUUCCAGCAGGUGCUUGCAGCAACAGGUGUAGAUUCACACUCUGUGAUGACCAUUGUACAAGGAAACAACAAGAAAAACGAUCGUGGAGAUGAUGUUUUUUAUUCCUACGAAGAGUUUGUGAAGCUAUUUCGGCCGACACUAUCAACACCCGGACGUCGUACCGCCAAGGAACAAGAGAUGGUUGAAGCAUUCCACGCUUUUGAUUGCAAUGGUGAUGGCGUGAUAACCCACGAAGAAUUACGGCUAACACUCCAACAAUUGGGUGAACAUGUUUCCGAACAAGAAGCUAAAGAUAUCAUAGCUGAAGUUGAUGAGAAUGAGGAUGGUGUAGUAAGCUUCAACGAGUUCCUCCAUAUGAUGGGCAUGCGAGCAUCCUCUUCUUCUACUGAACCAAAGACGGCUACUACUACAUCUACCAAAACUAACACCACCCGUAAAGAUGGCAAAGAUAAAAAGGGGAAGCAUCGAUUCCAGGCUAAGCUCAAAAGAAUAUUUCGUUCAUUGUAAUAAUUACAGUAUACUCCUUCCUUUUUAUUAUACGUUCUCAGAUAUCGCAUACACCACCUUAUAAACUACUUGUACUCUAUUAAUCAUUUGUUUUAACCCCAUUUUUACUGUUCCUAUCUACUGUCCAACGUUUCUUUAUCGUUCAUAAAACAUAAAAAUAAGCAACUGC